Messenger RNA from Micromonas commoda, 1521 nucleotides. RefSeq lists its product with no specific name. Lineage: Eukaryota; Viridiplantae; Chlorophyta; Mamiellophyceae; Mamiellales; Mamiellaceae. The record is from RefSeq and is a predicted model, not a curated record. The transcript has a single exon. Bases 1 to 1521 code for a protein of 506 amino acids.
AUGACAUCUGUCGAAGAGGACGCUGCGAUAGGCGUCGCAUUAGGCGAUGCCACCUCAGCGGGAGAGAUUUUGGCGCUUCGUGACGAGCUCAGUGAGAAAGAGCUCGAGCUCCUUGAAAUGCAGCAGAGCUUCGCGGAACUCGUGGCGAAGCACGAUGAGGUCAAGGCCCAGCUGAAGAAGGCAUCGCGGUUCAAGGAGGACUCGGCGAAUAUCCUGCAGAGUGCGGUCAAGUUCAAGGAGGAGGCGCAGAUAACCGCCAAGAACGCGACGGAGCGCGCCGAUAAGCUGCAAGCUGACCUCAAGUCGACGCGAGAGGCUGCUGCAUCGGCCAAGAAGAUGGCCACGCACUUCAAGGAGAAGUGCGAGGCUGAGCACGAGCGGGCAGCCGCAGCCGAGAGUGCCGCCGCGGCGUUGCGGGUCGAACUUGAGACCUUUCGCAAGUCAUCGACUGCUAAGAUCGCCGAGCUCAAUGAGAAGCUGGAGUCGCGGAGCAAAGAGAGUGAGGAGGUGAUAACGAAGAAGGACCAUGAGCUUCGGUUGCGCGAGAGCGCAGAGGCGGAGGCGAGGCUCUCCGCGGAGUUGGCAAAGGUCAAAGAAACGGCCGAAGACGUCGAGUCAAAGCUCAGGGCUGAACUUUCGCGCACGCGGGAUGACCUUGCGUUGGCGCUGGCCAAAGGGAAGGUGACGCGCGAGAGUGUAGGAGACUCGUCGGGACAGCUCCUCGCUACGGUGCAGAGGAUGACCAGGGAACAACUCGAAGCUGCUCGUGAGGAGGUGAGUAGGGCGUACGAGGUUGCAAAGUCUAGAGAGAAGGAGGCACAAGAUGCUCGGGAGAAAGUUGAAAGUUUGCAGCAGUCGCAUGCGGUGCUCAAGGCGACAAUGGAUCAACUUCGCGAACGCGUAGACGACACAAAACGACACGCAGAGACGAGGACCGAAGCGGCAGCACGACACAAGGCCACAUCGCGCAAUCUUCGUAAGCAGCUAGCUGAAGUUCACGCCGCUUUGGCGGACGCCCAGGCUGAGCUCCGGUUAAGUCGGAGGGGUGAGACGCGAGAUACAAGAGACAGCGGCACUUCUGCCUCUUCCAAUCUCAUCGGAGCUGCAGAAGAAGCGACCUCCGUGCUGUCCGCCGCGCUCAAACAAUGCUUCGAACCUGGAUCCAAUUCUCAACUCGUCAAUCAAUGGAUGGACGUGGGCGUCCGGAAGGACGAAAGAGGUGCAUCAGUGCUUCUUGCGGUGGCGCAUCGUGCGGCUGGGGCGCUGGUGACAGCGACAUCGCGAGCAUCGGAUGCGGAGUACGCGGCAGAACAUGCGAUGCACAGUCUGGAAGAUACGCAGCUGGAGUUAAACGCCGUGCAGGCUGAGCGAGAUGCUGCUCGAGCUGCAGCUUCGGCUUCGGACGAACGAGCAAACCGGAGCAACGAGGAAUUGAGGGAUGUGCUAAAUCGUCUGAGAGAUUCGGACAAGAAAACGCAGAAACUGGACGAGCUCAUAAGGCGGCUGGCGUCACGCAGCUAG